UGCACCAGUAGAUAGGAUCAUUAUCCUCUCCGAGAACUGAGGGGAAAAAGUGGGGGUGACGGUUUGUGGUGCCUGCCUGCUUGCCUCUCAUCUGAGAAUCUCAAGUCACCCUGAACCCUGAUGUGAGAACAACCCAGAGAAUUCUUUUCUGAUCUGUUCCUCUUUAUUUUCCCUCAUUUCACCCGGAGAUCGCCAAAAGCAUCGCCUUCACACUCGUCUUGGUGGUCUGCAGAAAGUGGGCGCCACCCGUUCGGACUGGACUGGCUCACUUGUUUGUGGGAUCGGGCUUGGGAUUGGAAAGAGUAAGCAGAGGCCGGGAACAGAAUGGCUGCGUGCGGGAACUUCAAGGAGAAGAAAGCGCAAAAUACCCCGGGGGGAAUUUCAUUCCACAGGCUUGGUCGUUCUUGUUCCUCAUUCGCUAAAGAAAUUCUUAGUAGCGGCAAAUCGAGUUUCUAUAUCACAGGUUUCUUUCCCAGUUUGUUGUAUAUAAAAGAGGUUUAAGCGUUGUUUCAACCUGGUUCAUUUCUAAAUGAGCCAAACGUCAACGGAAUCAAAAAGUUUCCUUCGCCUUUUCCUCUUGCAUUUUGUCUCUAAUUUUUGUUUGUCUUUCUAAAGUGCCAACGAUAUGGAUGAUCCUAAUCCUCAAUUUCAAGAGAGCAAACAACAUUAAGUGCCAUUUUCAAAAAGGUCGGGGACUUCCCCACACACUAGAGUAAGGAGGCAAGUUUAAGCAGAGGAGCGACGUGGAAAAUCCCCCCCCCCAAAGACUCCNGUAUCGCUUCGAGCUGUACUUGCCAGAAAGGAUAAAGCCAAAUGAGUACAAAGUUAACAAACACCCUUACGAUUUUGAACAUUCAAGCUCAAAACUCUUGUCCGACAUUCGUGAAAGUGAUUAUCUAGUGAGCGGUGCCACAAAGUGUUGUUGGAAAUCAUUUUGGAAACUCUUCAUAAUUUGAUUAAUAGUUUAGCUGGGCGUUUUGUGCCUGGAAGGCGGAGGCUGCCUGCAGGAACAAGAUGGAACCCCUGAAGUGUGUGGUGGAUGCCUGGCUAAAGAUGUGUGCAUGUGUACACUUCCACCGGGGGCUGCGUCCGCCAAUACCUUCAGGAGGAGCCUCGAGGCACUUAAGGCCGGAGCAGCCUCAUGCACUCACGGCAGGAAGAUGAGGACGAGGCCAGAAGGCACUGAAGGCACUGAGGGUACAGAGGGAACAGACGAAGAAGAAGACAGAAGUGGGAGAGGGGCGCUUCGAGCUAGCCCUGAGUUCCUGAACUGAGCCAGCUCGAGGGAAAACCGGGGGACAGGGGUAACACCAACACAUAAGAACAAGAACUGCGAACGAAGACGAACAAAGUCGAGGGUCCGCUCGAAGCCAAGAAGACCCGUUGGAACUUGAAGCCUCGAACAAAAAAAGCCUCGGAGGCAGUCAUUCGCCCCUUGGUCUCCUCAUUCCUGGGCUAAUGUGUGUGUGUGUCCAUUUGGUGAAAUCGAGGCUGGUCUUUGGGCGAGGUCGCCGGAUUCUGCCUCCCUGCCCCUCAUCACACCAACCUCUACGACAGAGCUUGGGGUAAGUUCGUUCCAGCUCGGGGUCGUCUUCCUCCUCCUCCUUCUCCUCCUCUUCUUCCUCCUUCUCUUAGCACUCCUAUUUUGGGGGGUCUUUCCUCUGGCAAUUGGAGGACGACAUACCACAUGAGUGGAGAAUAAGAGCUCGAAGAUACAGACAUUUUUUCCAGUCUGGUGGCAUCUGAACAUCAUAUUCUAGUGCUCGUUCUCUUGCCGUUGUAUUACAACUUGGAUCGACGACGUCCAUCAGUGUGGAUCUUCCACGUUGUUGAGACUUUGAAGGAACAUACAAACCGUGUUCUUCAAACAAAAAAAUCCAGACGGGUGAAAUAAAAUUCCAUUGAUCCUUUGAGUGAACAAGAGCCCACAUAGACUGCAAAUAUCCAAAGAAAAACUAGAAGUGAAUCCUGGAUCUUGAACUGGUGUUCUCAGAAACGAGUGUUUUAUCAUGAAGCCGACCAUGGAAACCAUGUGGCCAUUUGCUAAUAGAUAUCAUCCGCACCAACAUUUUCAGGAUCGCGUGGGUCAUGCGAUAACGGCACCGGGAUUUCCCCAUGGGGGACAUCGGACACCUGGAUCAGAUUUCCAGCCGCCCUACCUUCCUCCACAUUUCCCGGGACAACAAGAUGUGUUUGCUGCGGCUCAGAAUUCACAUCUGGCCGCAGCCGCAGCCGCCGAUCCCUACAACGUGGCCAACCCGUUGCACAACUUUCAGACAUCGCAGGCCAAUAUGCAACACAACUUUGCCUAUGAGAUGAGACGAGCAGAGGUGUAUAGGCAUCAUCAUAGCCUUUCCGAAGGUCAGAAUGAUCCGUUGGCCCUCCACAACUCAUUGGCCAACGGUGAUCAGCAGGGAUCAGAAGGCGAGGCAGUCGCCUUCAGUGCGGGCAGUAUGGCUGCGGCCGCUGCGGCAGGCGUGGCUGAUGUUCCGUUUCAAAUCAAGAAAGAAUUCGGCUUAAGAAGUCGAGCCAGUUCGGAUCUUCAUCAUCCCCACCAUCACCACCACCAUCAUCAUCCGAGUCACGCCAACCACCCACAUCAUGGACAAUCAAGCGGGUCCAAGGAUUUGGGCGGCAACCAUCCCUCGUCCGCCAUGCUCUCAUCUCACUCGCAUCCCUUGGGACCGUUUCCCAGCGAUGUGUUCUGCUCGGUCCCGGGACGAUUAUCUUUGCUGAGUUCCACUUCCAAAUAUAAAGUGACCAUCUCCGAGGUUCAACGGCGGCUCUCGCCACCUGAAUGUCUGAAUGCAUCUCUUCUGGGCGGAGUUUUACGGCGGGCCAAAUCGAAGAAUGGUGGGCGAAUGCUGCGUGAGAAAUUGGACAAGAUUGGCAUGACUCUUCCGGCGGGACGACGAAAGGCCGCCAAUGUCACCUUGUUAACCGCAUUGGUGGAAGGUGAGGCCAUCCAUUUGGCCCGAGAUUUCGGCUACACAUGUGAGACCGAGUUUCCAGCCCGACAAGUGGCUGAAUACUUGUGUCGACAACAUGCCACUGAUCCCAGCGAGCUCUAUCGAAGAAAAGAACUCAUUCUGGCCACCAGAAUUGUGACCAAAGAGAUGAUGGAUCUACUGAACCAGGAUCGAUCGCCCUUGUGCAACACCCGGCCCCAACAAAUCCUGGAUCCUUCCAUUCAGCGACAUCUCACUCAUUUCUCAUUGAUCACACAUGGAUUCGGAUCCCCGGCCAUCGUGGCCGCACUUACGGCCAUUCAGAAUUUUCUCACGGAGAGCCUCAAGUACAUUGACAAGUCAUAUCCCAGCCCAAGUGUUCCACCCUCAAGUGUCCCUUCCUCGUCAUCAACCAGUGCCAAUAUCUCACUCAAUGGGCACGACAGCAAACCCCUUCAUCUGAAUUCCAAGGCGUUACUCCACUCCGAGGACAAGAAGUCCAUGCAUUGCUCUUCCCCUUGAGCCCAAGCUAGUUCCAAUCAAUUGCCUUUCCUCUCUCAGUCCUGAACCUGUUACGUCAUCCAUUGGUAAUUAUAUCACUAGUUUCCCAUGUUCAGCCCAAAUAUGAUAUGAAAUCCGAAUAAAAUCCCGUUUCAUUGUUCUCUU
Molecule: messenger RNA, 3614 nt
Organism: Tigriopus californicus
Lineage: Eukaryota; Metazoa; Arthropoda; Copepoda; Harpacticoida; Harpacticidae
Product: transcription factor AP-2-epsilon-like
Exons: 9
Coding region: 2010-3470 (486 amino acids)
Biological process (GO): regulation of transcription by RNA polymerase II; regulation of cell population proliferation; anatomical structure development
Cellular component (GO): nucleus
Molecular function (GO): DNA-binding transcription factor activity, RNA polymerase II-specific; RNA polymerase II transcription regulatory region sequence-specific DNA binding
Source: RefSeq, a predicted model, not a curated record